UCCCGCCCAACUUCUCUGCGACUAAAAUCUCUCUUAUCCCUCGACCGCCCCCCACCCAGGCCCGCAGGACCCCUGCCAUGGCCCGGUCUUACGGCGGCCGGGUGCUGGCCGCGAUGACCCUGCUGGGCAUCCCGGCGGCGGUGCUGGCGGCGCUGGGAGCGCAGCUGCUGUUCCAGCUGCAGGCGGGCCGCGCGGAGCUGCGGGGAAUGCGCGCCGACGGGCUCGGCCCGGAGCUGGGCGCCGGCCCGGGGCUGCCCGAGGACGCGGCCGGGGCGCUGCUGCCUCUGGCCGCCGCGCUCGCCGCGCUCGCGCUGGUGCUGGGCCUCACCAGCCUUCUGCUCGCCGCGCUCUGCGGCCACCUGGGCGCCGAGCUGGCGCGGGGGCCCGGUCCCGGCAGGUCUGACUGGUUUCUUUAUGACUGCCGCCUCCUCAGACACGUGGCCCUUGGCCUCUUCUGCUGCGGGGUCUCUGUCUACUUAGCAGCCCUGUCCAUCUACGCCCUGCUGCUCUUUGAGAUCGAGACCGGAGCGGCAGCCGCCGCCAUCCUCGGAGUGGGCGCUCUGGUCCUGGUGGCGGUACUGACUCACACUCUGCUCCGAGCUGCCCGGGCCACCCGCCGUGGCCUCCACGAACUGUCCCCACCGCACUUUGAGGAUGACCCUGUCCGCCCGGCUGAAGUCUCCAAGGCCAGCCCCGGGGCUCAGCCUCAGCAGGGUACCCACCACUGGACCCCCUACUCAUCCUUUCCAGAACCUGGGGACCCCCUCAGGCCCACAGGCGCUGCUACAGUGCCUGCAACCAAGGGGGGAGGCCGGGAGGGCAGCCUGCAUUUAUCCCGCAUGCACCGGACAGUGUCAGCGGGCAGAGGGCACUGGGAAGGGAUCACCCAUGAGAUGCGCAGCAUGCUGGGCCACAGGCCAGGGGGCUCAGGGAAGGACUCCACCCUGGUGUGAACCCAGGGAUUGGGGACCGAUAUCUGGGGUAUCAGGCAGCAGGAAGAGGACU
Molecule: messenger RNA, 1005 nt
Organism: Hyaena hyaena (striped hyena)
Lineage: Eukaryota; Metazoa; Chordata; Mammalia; Carnivora; Hyaenidae
Gene: TMEM221
Product: transmembrane protein 221
Exons: 3
Coding region: 78-953 (291 amino acids)
Source: RefSeq, a predicted model, not a curated record